AUGUACAUUGUAGACCGGCUCAAGUACGAGUCAAUGAAUCACUGGCACACAAAGAAGCUCUGCUUUUUUCGGUUCCUCGCAGGAAGGCCGGUUGAGGAGGUUGCAAGAACGAUGCGCAUACGCCCCCAGCACCCAGUCAAGGCUGCGUGCGUAGUCGCUUUCUACCACCAAUACAGCAUAUGCCCAAGAACGAGCACGCACGAUGCAGACACGUGCCCACUCUUCCUGAUAUUCAACGCUUCAAACAGAGCAUUUUCUGUCUUUCUUCUAGCUUCCUACCACAUUAUAACUCCCCUGGCAACCACGAUGUUUGCCAUCCUUCUCCUGAGCAACUUGGCGAAGGGCUCUGCGAGUGUGCUCUACCUGGGCUUGCUUGGGUCGUACGGAAAGUUCAUGGGCUCCUGCCUAUAUAACAUGUUCUUGCUGAUGUGCACCGCUGCUGGGGCGCAAAAGAUGCUGGAAAUUCUGAACCAAGGAUACACUCGUCGCCUCUGGGGGUUUGAGGUCCAUGAGGACUUUGGCGUCUGCAUGUUCUACGUUGAGCUGCUCAUUCUAGCCCUGGUGCAGGCGGUUGGCCUUAACUUCUGCAUUAUUUCGGGGCUAAACAAAGCCCUGCACUUUCUGUACAUAUUGUGCAUAUGGGCGCUCUAUUUCUUCGCUGUUGGAGUAGCAGCAAUUGAGUUUGGAGGGAAGGUCUUUGACCUGAGGCAAAAAGGACACCUAAAACGCUGGGCAGUUUUUCUCUUUGGUGCAUGGUUUAUGCUUUCAACCGCUUUAUUCUUAGGGCUUGAGUCGUACCUGGGCGAGAGAAGGGUCUCCGUCUAG
Messenger RNA from Nematocida major, 825 nucleotides. RefSeq lists its product as uncharacterized. Lineage: Eukaryota; Fungi; Microsporidia. The coding region runs from base 1 to 825 and encodes 274 amino acids. The transcript has a single exon. The record is from RefSeq and is a predicted model, not a curated record.